ACAUGCACUGAACUGUACAUCUGCUUCAAUGAAGACACUCUGCCAUCUGAUGUUUGCGUCAGUGAGGAAGACUGCCCUCCAUCCACACAGCAGCAGAUGGAGCCCGUGAAGAACCCAAUGCAUGCAUGUUAAGUGGCAGAGACAAGCAUCGAUUUAUUCAGAUGGACACUGGAAAAAUACCAGCAUUCUUUUUCAAAAGACAUAAAACAGAAGACAUUAGUCAGGACUGAUACAGCACAGUUUUACCUCCCACCAUCCGCCCCUUUUCCUCUGAUCCAAUCAGAGAAAAACCUUGUCUGCUUUCUACCUCCCAGAGAACUACAAAAGGAAAAAAAAAAACAGCAGUUUAUUAUCCAUUACCAAGUUCCUAUUUUUCUUCUCGCCGUGCAACAUUUCUCCAUUUACCUCAGGGAUUUUCUCCCACUGCCUACCUCCUCCACCGAAUCAGCCGACCCAGUGACGGGAACACAGAGCAAAGACACACCUGUGACCUCUCACUGGCCAUACCGUGACAGCCUGUAUUGCCUCUCAAGCUCUCCUCACUGCAACCGUGAUGAGCAGCAAGGACCUCUUAGCACCUGCCAGCUCAGACGUGCUCACUGCCUAAAUUGUACUGAGCCACACUAGUUAUUACUAAAAGGAUCACAUUGCCAGAAAGGCAGCUACAUACUCGCAAUAGCCUGAAACAUCUAUACAAUAAUUGUGAAUUUCCCUAGUGUGGGAAUAAUAAAGGCCUAUCUCAUCAACCUGGCAGGCAACUAUAUACCUCAGCAGACAAAGGUUCAAGAUAAACAGUCAACAGAAGGGAACUUUUCAGCCCUCGCUAUCCUGGUGCUUCAAUCCACACAGCAGGUAACACUUCUCCAGUAGCCUGGUGCUUCAAUCUACCCAGUAGACAACUCACGUCAGCAUCUUCCAUUUGCCUUAGAGGUGGCAGUAUAACAACAGUAGCCAGGGAGGGCUCCAGAGAAACAGAGGAAAAGACUCAGGAGUAUUGCCUGGCAGGCGACUUCACUUCAUUUGCUUCUCAGCAAAGUCACAUGAUACACAAGCUUUGUGAUCUUAGCCGUAGCAUAAAUCAGCAAUUGCCCGAGAGGCCUUCGGAGAUCACAGAAGAGACGUUCCUCCUGCCUUGAGCUUCCUCCUCACCCCGUGAAGCCUCCAGAGAAGCAGAGCUGUCAACGGAGUAGAAGUUCUUGGAAACCUCAUCAGCUGUUCUUAAUCUGGCAGCAGCCCACAAAGAAUAAAGAACUUGCUGGAAGUUGCAACUCCACCGAACAUCCACAUUGUGUUCCAGCAAAGAGGCGGGAGGAAGCAUUAAGAGUGAAGAGAAGAAUGCAGCGCUUUUAUUUACUUCCACUCAUGUCCUACCCAUCAUGCUCCUCCCAGCCAGUCGCCUCCCAGAUUCUCAGAUGGAUGUCUAUUGAUGGUGCUGCUGGCGAAUGCUGAACAGACUGGCAAGGCUGAGGUCCGCCUCAUUGUCCUGUGAUUGGCUGCUCAACGGGACUGAGGCUGCAUGGAGCCAAUGUCCAACAAACAGGAUAGCAACUCAUCAGAGGGAGAUGAGAAAGGGUGGCCAAAUGUGCCGAAGAGAAAGAGUAAGAACAGCCAGUGUUCGGUGAAGAGUAUGUCAGCUCUUAGUGUUUCUGUUUCAGGGUACAUUCCAAGUUACCUGGAGAAGGAUGAGCCGUGCGUGGUGUGUGGGGAUAAGGCGACUGGCUACCACUAUCGCUGCAUCACCUGUGAGGGUUGCAAGGGUUUCUUCCGCAGAACCAUCCAGAAGAACCUCCAUCCAGCUUACUCCUGUAAAUAUGAAGGCUGCUGCAUUAUCGACAAGAUAACCCGCAACCAGUGCCAGCUGUGCCGCUUUAAGAAGUGCAUCUCUGUGGGCAUGGCCAUGGACUUGGUGCUGGACGAAUCAAAGCGCGUGGCCAAGCGGCGUCUGAUCGAGGAGAAUCGACAGAGAAGGAAGAGGGAGGAGAUGGUGCGGACACUGCAGACGAGGCCAGAGCCAAACACCGCAGAGUGGGAGCUCAUUAGGAUGGUAACCGAGGCCCACCGGCACACCAACGCCCAGGGCUCCAGCUGGAAACAGAAGCGCAAGUUCCUGUCAGAUGAUAUCGGCCAGGGUCCGAUGGCGCCCACUCCCGACGGAGACAAGGUGGACCUGGAAGCCUUCAGCGAGUUCACCAAGAUCAUGACACCCGCCAUCACGCGCGUUGUCGACUUUGCCAAGAAACUACCCAUGUUCUCGGAGCUGCCUUGUGAAGACCAGAUCAUCUUGCUGAAGGGCUGCUGCAUGGAGAUCAUGUCCCUGCGUGCUGCUGUACGCUACGAUCCAGACAGCGAGACUCUGACGCUCAGCGGUGAGAUGGCGGUGAAACGUGAGCAGCUGAAGAACGGCGGGUUGGGCGUGGUGUCGGACGCCAUCUUUGAUUUGGGCAAGAGCCUGGCUCAGUUUAACCUGGACGAUUCAGAAGUGGCUCUGAUGCAGGCCGUGCUGCUCAUGAGUUCAGACCGCUCAGGGCUGACCAGCGUGGAGAAGAUCGAGCAGUGCCAAGAGGCCUACCUGCUGGCGUUUGAGCACUACAUCAACUACCGCAAGCACAACAUUCCCCACUUCUGGCCCAAGCUGCUGAUGAAAGUGACGGACCUGCGCAUGAUCGGAGCUUGCCACGCCAGCCGCUUCCUCCAUAUGAAGGUGGAGUGUCCCAACGAACUCUUUCCCCCGCUCUUCCUGGAGGUCUUUGAGGACCAGGAAGUGUGACUUAUGUAACACUGAGUCCCUCUUAAAGAACCCUGGAAACAGAAGGAAAUAAAUGGGGUGGCUUUGUUGGAAGAGUAAGUGUGGGGAUAACAAGAGGAAAAGACAAACUUUUUAUUCUUUAAUGGGAAUGUGCCCUGUAAACCUUUUUUUGUUCUUUUUCUUAUCAGGCACCCACAACACCCACCACCUGCCACCAGCAAACACACGUCAACACCACCAGAGAGAAACAUACUGACAUUUUGCGCGUGCACACACACACACUCUGACAGAGUGCACAGUUGUAAACAGUUACAGAUAUUCACAGAUUUAAAUUCCAGAUACACUGCCGUGGACGUACAGUAGAUCUAUAUGCAAAUCUCAGCAAUUAACUUCUCUUGCACCUGUAUGGAUAACAGCUGUACUCUGUUCCUACACUAAUGCAAACGGAGGGGCUUGGUCAUGAUUUUGCUCCCUGCUACACCCUCCUUUCACCUCAGAAGUUGGGGGUUUUUUUUUUUGCUUUUUUUUCAAUCUCUGGGACAGAGACCCGUCCCCAGCCCCAGCUCCACCACACACCCUCCUCCAAUAGAUUUCCUUCACUGUAAUGGUGUCCUCCAUCUGCAGGUGCAGCCCACCCCUCAGUCCACAGAGGCCCUGUGAGUGUUUGACAGCCUACCUCCCUCACGUACUGACCUCUCUAUCUCUCCCUAUCUCACAUACACACAGAGAAACACAUACAUAAUGUACAUGUACAAAAUACACCCCUGCACUCUUACCUCAUACCUUGUAAAAUGUAUUUCCUCAUUUAUUGUGUGGGUGGUAGUACUUUGUUGAGAAAACAUGGAGCCAGGCAGUCCUCAGCUAUCCCUGUACCUCUCUGCUAGUGAUAGAAGUUAUAGUGGAAACACUUGGCAUGAAGCCAUAAUCUAUCAUGUAUUAUUAAUACAUACAUACAUACUUGAGUGACAUAUUAUAAUGCAUAUGUGUGACAUAUUAUAAUGCAUUAUAUGUAUAUGUCAUACACCUGCUAUGAUUAGAUAUUAUAAAAUAAUACAGUAGAAGUUACAAGUUGUUGUGAGCCUCAUGGUGUUUUCUCUGAUCAUACUGAGUGUGGUAAUGGCAGUUCUUAUCUGCUUCGAGAAAGGGUCUAUUGGUAUCCAGGAGGUUUUGAGAUUUGUGUCAUUGUACAAUAAAUUCUCGUUGUUUGCUUCAUGUUAAGGCAAUAGUUAAGCAUUUGGAGAAUUGAGCUUAGUUGCUUUGUUGCUGAGAGUUAGAUGAGAACAUUGAUGCCACUCUUAAAUACGAAGCUAUAGCCAACAGGCCUAGCAGUUAGCUUAGUUUAGCACAAAGACUGCAAACGGUUAGCUUAGCUCGGCCCACAAUGUGAGAACUACUGGUUGGGGUCUUACAGGGGCUUAUGUACUGGACUAUUUCUCGGCCUGGAUUUUGCUCCCUUUGGACACCCUAAGCUCUUUUACUACUUACUACUUACUUUUAAAACUAAUAAGCUUAUUUAACAAAAAUGCUCUAAAAUCACACUUUACGCUAGCUCCAGCAAUAAAAAGGGGGGCCAAACAAAGUCCGUUCUAAUGAGCAUGUUAGCAACAAAUUCAGUUUUUACACCUAACUAUGUGGCUUUGCCGUCAAGAUAAUUACCCUUACUGUAUUUACAGUAGAAGGUGAGCGGUAAGAAGAUCAUUAUUACCUGUUAGAAACCCAUUCCUCAUUCAGUAUGUUUACAGAAAGCACUGUUUUAUUCAUGAGAAAGAGAGACUUCAGCUUGAAGAACAAUCAUUAUUAUUAUUAUUAUUAUUAAAUUAUUGCUAUGAUGAAUAUCAUGGCAUUUUGAAAAUGAUGUGUAUUGUAGCUAUAGGCUGCACAGAAAACUGUUGAAAAUGUUUGGUUCCAAACAAACUUCAUUCAAAGAAACUCAUUUUACAUUUCAUGUAGAUGCAAUAUGUUACUCAUUAACACUGACAAGUGUAUGUACAUAGCUAGAAAUAGCUAGAAUACCUCUCCAGAACAUACCUCCUGUUUUCAUUACCUCAUAGACACACACGUUAUACACAUUCACUUGUUUUUUGAUGUAUUACCUCAGUUGUUUUGUUGCUCAAAUCUUCCUCCUCCUAAAUAAUUACUGGGCUGCACCACACUUCCUGUCUCUGUGUGUAUGUGAGAGUGCGUGUUCUCAUUGGAGCGCUGGCCUGUUAAUCACACCGUAGCCCCGCCUCCUCACCUCCCCACUCUCUUGUGAUAGGUUCAGAGCUGGCAGAGGGCAAUGGUGGUGGAGGGAUUGUUGUCACUUGCCUGUCCAGGCCUGCCCUGUCACCUGUACCUGUUUCAAGUCCAGCAUGAGACCGACAGAUUCUACCUCACCUCUCAUCUCAGUGCAGCUGCCCCUCUGUCUGCAACACACUGACAUGCAUGCGCACAUAUAUACACAAAAAAUACAGUAUACAGUAUAUGUACAUGAACACACAGUGCACAUAUGAGUUGCCAACUUGGACCCGCUGGCUGUGCUGUUUCACCCACAGUGUACAGCAUGUCUUUUAAAUGGGCCGUGGAUCAACAUUUGACAACUGACAUGGCAGUCCUUUUUUAUUUUUUAUCACACACCAUGUGGGACCAAGAGUCACCUUUGAUUCUGUUUUUAUUUUGGAACCUAAAAUGACAUCGAGGGAAGGGGUGCGUAUGUGACAUUACAGUGUGCCGAUUAAUCUCAAAGGAAACCGUCAGCUGGAAACUGGGACUCUAGUGGAAGCCAUUUUGGCCUUGUUGGGUGAGGCCAACAGACUAUUGUGGGUGGUGACUGGGAGGUCAAUAAACAGCAACUGAGUCAGCAGUAUUUGCCUGUGGAUAUGGAGAGGAAAGAAGCGACUGUGGCGGGUACUGACUCAGGCCAAGGUAGUAGCAGACCGCCACACAACAAUGGACCCUCGUUCUCACACCUACACUACAUCUACAGAUCCUUCCCUCAUCGUCGCAAAAUGGACACCAAGACAUGUAAAAGACUUUCUGAGCGACGGUCCUAUGCCAGAAACUGAGAAUAUGAGUUAAACACUGCUGAAAUAAGCUCCACCAACAACUAUGUCCCAAAUUGCCAUCCACUACAAAUAACUAUCAGGUUUUUUUCUUUUGCACUAAAACCACUAUGUCUGUAUCCCUUAGUAGCCCUGAACCUCUUCCUUUAUCCCUUUCCUCCAUAUCUUUCCUGUUCCUGCCUGUCUUAAGCAGUUUUAACAAUAUUCUCUAAAAUACCACACACACAUAUAGAAACAUACAGAGUCCGUUUUCUCAACUCUUGAUUACCUGUUGUAACCAACAACAACUGUGACAUGGCCUUUAGGUGCCACCACUCUCAGUUUUACUUAAUAAAUGUUGCAGGGUAUUAAAAUAGAACUGUAAGUGCUGAUUAUACAGGGAUCUAUACACAAACACACACACACACACACAUGCUGCAGCAGCAGCACACACACACACACACACACACACACACACACACAGCAAUAGGAUGAUCAUGCAGUGCAGUUUCACACCCGCCCUCUCCAGGCCUUGUGUGUUUGUAUCGUACUUUGCUCACUAUCACUGUGAAUGAAAGCCAUGCUGCAACCAGGUCAUGGCUCAGACAGGGAACCACUGGUACAGUAGUUCUGAUAUGUUGAUGUGCCUCACAGAGGUCUAUAAUACAAAUAUACAUGAUACAGUAUACAGACGCUUAUAUUUAUAGAUAUACACAUAUAUACAAUAUAUAUACAUAAGUAUGUAUGUAUAUACAUAUACACACACACACAUAUAUAUAUCUAUAUACGUGUGUGUGUGUGUGUGUGUAAAUGAUACGGUUAUUGUAUGUGGCAUUAGAGCUGUCAGUGGCUGAAUUCAUGCUGCCAGCUAAAAUCAAUCAUGAAUCUGCCUGAUCAGUCAUGUAGCAGAGGGUGUCAGAACUCCGUUUACCCAAAUGUAUUAAUAUCUGUAAAGUAAUAUUUAUGCAUUGUUUGUAGUUGAUGUCAUAAUGCAUUAGGAUCCUUGUUUGCCUUGUGGUGAUCACCAACUAACCUUCGUGACCCACCUUAUGUACACCUCUAAUUCACUUCAUAUAGCACAGGAAGUAUCUUUUUUGCCCUUACUGUGGAACUACAAACAUGAGACCAAGUCUGGUCCACAUCGCUUGGCAAAUUCAUGUUUAGAUUCAAGCUGGCAGCACAGCCACUCUGUCUGUCUCUCUCUCAGCCAAAUGAUCAUUGGAGAACUGCUCCCACUGUCCUCUGAAAAAAAUCCCCACACCAGCACCACAGAGCACACUGCCUUCAGCCAUGAUCAGCUGCACCAGCAUAGCAGAGAGACAGACCAGUAGUCAGUGACCAUCCUCCUCACCAAAAAGCCAUUCUACCUACCGCCAGCCAUAUUCACAUAGCAGACAAAUGCACAUAGUUCUUUAAAUUUGUCAGUAGUGUCCUUUUCAAUUGGAUAGACUAAAUUUUGGUUUGGACAGCCAACCAGGCACACACAGUGACAAGGAACACAUUUUCCACGUGACCAACAACUCCAAAUACCGCAACAAAGCAGUGGCACAGAGUGCUUAUUUUAACUUUUAUGGCUUAUUGGCUCCUUGUAGUGCAUUCAUGAGAGAAGGCAUGAAGCUUCUGAAAGUUUCUUCUUCAAAGUAGAGAAAUGAAUUUGCUCUGUGUGUUGGAACAUGGCCGGGGCGGUGGCACAUGAGGCAAUUUUGCAGGCAAAGCUGAGUGGAAAUGCCCACCCGUUGAAAGAGCCGCAGAGUGAAAAAUGCGUUUCUCCUUGCAGGAGUACAACACCUUUUGACAAAAGCAGCAACACCGAGGCCUUUGAGAGUUGCCUGAAAAGUUGCACUCUGUAUUACUGCCUGUUUACCCUCUAAUACCUUUCACACUUCCCAGCCAAGCUGCAUGAUGAGACUGAAGAGUCGCCGUCUUUUCCAAAUACGGACCACAGAAUUGUGUCUCUCAUUGAUUUCUCUCUGUCUGGUAGAUUAAAGUGAGAGUUAAGUUUCAUGUUUGUUUACAAUAAACUAAAUCGUGAACUUGAUGUGAAAGCUCUGUUGCUGCAGCAUGGCACAAAACCGUAACUACUCUGAAGCAGUUCAACUCUCAUGGAACACGUUAUUCACAAAUAAACUACUUCUGCUACUUUCAUUACUUACCCAGGGAAAACAUAUGUAAGUCAAUAACAUCCUUUCUCAUCCUUCCAUCUCCAUUCCCCAACUCCAGAAUUUACAUCCUCAUCUCUAUCCCCUUUCUCUGUUUAUUUCACACUGUCUUCUUUCCCUCCCACAGACACACACAUAUACAUUUACAAAAAAGUUACCCCAAAUCAUACUAGCACUCUUUGGUGGAGAAAGAUGACAAUCCCUGCAGGAAUAUGUCUACAAGUGGAAUGUAAAAUACUGAAAUUGUACGAUUGAAGACACAGUGUGAAGUCCCACACUCAUGUUGUUUUUGAUGUUGUUGAUGUUGCUUUUGUUGUGCACCAAGUGUUCGUUGUUAGGCUUACUCUAAGGUGGAUGAGUUUGCGGGUGAGAUUAAAAUCUCAAUCAUGUGACAGACUGCUACUGAUAAGUCCUCUUUUUUUAAAAUAUAUUAUGUUUCUAAAGGACUUGUAGUGUGGGGACUGAAAGGCCCCGAGUGAUGUAAAGCAAGAGAUGAAGCAACUUUAUUUUGAAUAGAGGAAAGAAAUGUUUUUUAUGAUUAUUCUUUUGUGUUGUUAUUACUCUGCAUCUGAUUUUCUUGGUAAGUGAAUGUCUGUCUGUCUGUGUUGAUGCUUUACUGUGAGAAAAUGGCUGUAUAAUGCACUUUCAGACCAUCAUUGGUGCAGUGGUAGCUAGUGCUCAAACAUCACCCAAGGGCCAGGUUUCAAAUCACCUUCAGUUAAGCUAACUGAAAAAUAUACAGAAAAAAAAAGCAGGAUGUGUAAUCAGAUUUAUAAUUUAAACGUUCAAGUUCCUUAUUCUGAGUUUCCUUUUCUUCAUCUGAAUAUUCAGAAUUCUGAAAUGCGUGAGAUGGGUUAGGUUUACUGGUGACAUUACAUUAUCUAAUGAGAGCUUUGCAACAGCUGGCUCUGCAGUGUGUGUGCUAGCACUUUAACAUAGACUAUGGAGUUAUAGGUGACAUGCAUUACUCAAAGUAUAACCUUUUGUUAACACAGAUUUGCCCCUGAUUUGGAUUCAUACCAUAGAUUUUUCUGAAAGCCUUUAAACAGAUUUUUAAUGUUUGGGUUUUCCCACCUUUUACUGCCCAUGAUAGGCUGAGAUCCUGGAAACAUACCGUAUAGUAGUACUUCCUGUUCAGCCUAGAUAAUCAGAAUUUAUAGAAUUUUUGUUGAAUUUAGCUUCUGUCACUCAUUAGAGGAACCACAGCUAACAGCUAAUCUUAAGUUUAAUGUCAGGCUCAGGGUGCAUUGUCAUAUGGUUAGCUAUAAUUGAAUAAGGAAAUAUUUAGGACUGAAUGUUUUCUCAUAUCUGCUCCCACAUUCAACUAAUUAGCAUUUAACAACUGAGUUUUGUACGUGUAAUUUACAUACACCUGUACAUUUAGAAGGUAUUUUAGGUUCUAGUGUUAAGAAAACUGUUUGUGUCCUGUCAAUGAACAACUAGCCACAGUGCUUCGUCAGUGUCUCACAUUCAUUAGGAUAAUGCUUGUCACCUAUAUCAUCAACAUAUGGUCUCCCAAACCCUCAGCAUGCACAUCGCUUAGCUUCUGUCUGACUGUGUCCACUGUCAUAUUGGGUAAAGUUGAACAAUGGGCCAAAGCCCCACAAAAGAUUCAUCUUAUAUUCUCUAAAGAAAUUCUAGCUAAUGUCACAGUAAAACACAUUUAAUGUAGUUUUACUUAAUACAUGUAUAAUUACCAAUAUCUGUUUUUCUUGUAUGAAAAUUACUGGUAUAGGAAGAGGCUGAAUGACAUUUUGAGUACAGUGUCACUAAAUGCUUGUACAAUUAAUACAUUUGUUUUUAUUAGAGGCUGUACAAAACUUGUUAGGGGAACGCAGAUUCAUUUUUUUAGGAAAGUGGUAUUGAUAUUUUAUUUGACCCUCCCCUUGAGUUAAAAAAAAACUGCAGUAUCCUUCUCCUGAUAACUCAAACAAAAUAUAGAAUAAAAUAAAAUAUUGAUACAACUUGAUUCGUCAUUAAUACUUAAGAGGUAUAGCAUAAAUAGCAUAUAGCAGUUAAGACUGUGUACCAUAGCCUUAUAAAAUAAAUCUCGGGUGAGAAAAAAUUUGAAAUAAAAAACAGCAAGGAGACCCCGCCUUAAAUAAAUCUCUCCCUCCAUAAUAAAUCUCAUAAAGCUCCUUGAUGGUCAUUGUGGAUGCAUACAUUAUAUUUCCAGUACAACUGACAGGUUACAAUUUUGGUGAAGCUUAUUUUAAAUUAAGGGUAUAAAUCCACUGUCCAAUUAGCUGAACUGAACGUGAAUGAACCUGAGUCCUGCUUUCCACAGUUGCUUGGGCUGUAUCACUCGCUAAGCUGGGCAUUUGCUCACAUCCCUGAUCUGGGUCAAUAAAUAAAAUGAUUCCUAAAUCCUGAUCUUAGCCUUUAGAUUGUUCAAAAUUAAUCUGACCAUAGACCAGGGCUCAUCUUGCAAUGUAUAAAUCUGUUAUCUAUUAAUCUCUGUGUUGUGACAAGAAUAUUGCAUUUGAUGGGAAAAAAAAUAGUCUCACCAUACAAAAAGGAAUACAGUAAAGAAACAGAAAAAAUCACAAAAUACAAACCAAAAAAAGAGAGAUUUAUACAACUGUUCGUACCUCAUUGUACUGCUGUGUGCCAGAGUAAUGGAGGGGGGGGUGAUCAGUCUCAAGCAAGGAAAAUCACCAGUGGCUGUCAAAAUGUGGAACAGGACCCAGCAGUGGUCUCUGGAAGAUUCAAAUGUCGCCCAAACUUUUUGAAAAGAAAUUGGGGGCUUGACUAGAUUUUUUCAUGGCAGUUUAGUUUGGAGUUCCUGGCCCUGAAAUGUAACUGAAAAGAGAAAACACUAAUGUGCUGAAGAGGGUGGCAAAUUUGUUUCAAGGAAAAAAAAAGAAAAGAAAAAAAAAAAAAAAAAAGCUCUGUUCAGGUUGUAAAAUAUAUCAUUGUGACAAUGUUGUGGCUCUAAAAAAUGUUACUAUUAAAACUGCACUUACAUUGUUAUGUCCAUAAGGAAAUAAUAGCAUGAAAUAUGAGGCCAUGCUUUUGAGUAUUCAUCGUCAGCUGGCAGAUGUUUCUUCCUUCUCUGCAUGUGUUCUGACCUGACAAACCAAGAGAGGACUGGUGUUUCAUCAGGACAAGAGUUGGGGUGCAUUGAAUAGUUUGGCCAAAUAAAAUAUUUAAAUGUUUCAAAAAUAUACAAAGAAAUCAAAAAUGGUGCCCCCCCCCAAAAAAAAACAAAAAACAGCAAAACAGCUCUAAAGAGAGAUGUCCUCUUCAAGCCUUCGGAUCUUUUCAAGUGCACAUAUGCAAUUACACACUUCCAAUUAUGUCCAGUGUACUUAAAUACAGGACAGUGAAUUGUGCCUUGAACAAGAGAAGUUUAGGACCCCAAGUCCCAGACAACUAUUCCCAUGACAGUGUCCUCUCUUGUUUUUGCUGGUUGCUCCCUGCAGCUCCCCUUCACAGUGACUUUCUGCAGUAGCACACAACCCAGCCCUAGUGUAUCUGAGAGGCAUCAUGUGAGGACCUGCACAUGCAGGAGGCUAUUUCCUGUAAGCAAAGCAGCCAUAAUUUUUUGGCACAGCACAGUGUUGAAUGUAAAGCUGAAUGAGGUAUGGGGUUGAAGCAUCCCCAGUAAGAGUUUGAUGAUGUAUUUUAUAAAGCUGGUUGUGGGUUUGUAAUGGGCACGGUUGUUGUUUGUCUUGUUUUCUGUGACAAAUCAUUCAUGGCACAAUCAGAGAAUGGCAUCUCAGUGGCUCAAAGCUGUUUGUGUUUGUGUCUAUGUGACAUUCAUUUUCAGCAUUAAAAUUACUUUGAUAUCA
This is a messenger RNA of Scatophagus argus, 11719 nucleotides long. Its product is annotated as thyroid hormone receptor alpha. The transcript has 10 exons. NCBI's taxonomy places the organism in Eukaryota, Metazoa, Chordata, Actinopteri, Scatophagidae. The record is from RefSeq and is a predicted model, not a curated record. The coding region runs from base 1517 to 2767 and encodes 416 amino acids. Gene Ontology annotation, molecular function: nuclear receptor activity; RNA polymerase II cis-regulatory region sequence-specific DNA binding; zinc ion binding. Gene Ontology annotation, biological process: thyroid hormone receptor signaling pathway; retinoic acid receptor signaling pathway; positive regulation of transcription by RNA polymerase II.